AUCGGACUCGGAAUUAUAAACCGUAUAAAAAAAAAAAAACCGAAAUUUUGCUAUUUCAGUCAAAACAGGGUACCUUUUUCUAAGAAAAAAAAAUCUCAUCACUUCAAAGAUGGAUACCGUACUGGAAAUUUUGGACCCACUUGUGUUUGAUUCUAUUUACGCAAAGAUUCUCCCAGCACCCGUUUUGGCCAAUGCAACUUCCAGUGUAGCCAUCACUUCCGCAUUGUCUCGCGACAACGACUUCAGAAUCGCUCUGAGCAUCUUCACACUCGUCACUCUCGGCGGAUGGUUCUUCUACUUGGCUGCUGCUAGCUUUUCCUACUUUUUCUUGUUCGAUCAUGAAAUAAUGAAGCAUCCAAAGUUCUUGAAGAACCAAGUCAGUCUGGAAAUUGAUUGCGCUGUCAAGGCAGUUCCGGGCUUCGUUUUGUUCACUGUCCCAUGGUUCUGGGGUGAAGUCAAGGGUUAUUCCAAGCUUUAUAGUGACCCCCAAGCCUAUGGAGGUAUCCCCUAUAUGCUUUUCAGCAUUGUUGCCUUCCUUGUGUUUACCGAUUUUGGCAUCUACUGGAUCCAUCGUUGGCUCCACCAUCCUGUUCUUUACAAGCGUCUUCACAAGCCCCAUCACAAAUGGAUCGUCCCGACUCCUUUCGCUUCCCAUGCUUUCCAUCCUCUUGAUGGUUAUGCGCAAUCGGUUCCAUACCAUUUGUUUGUAUACGUUGUUCCCAUGCAAAAGUGGCUCUAUAUCGCCGUUUUCAUGUUCGUCAACGUCUGGACAGUCAUGAUUCAUGAUGGCAACUAUAUGCUUCGUUCCAAGAUCAUUAACUCCAGCGCUCAUCAUUCUGUCCAUCAUUUGUACUUUAACUACAACUAUGGUCAAUACUUCACCUUCUGGGAUCGUGCAUUUGGAUCCCACCGUCAACCCACUGAAGAGCAAUACAAUAGCAUGCUCCGCAACGAUCAAAAGGUGUGGGCCAAGCAAGCUGUUGAUGCUGAAAACAUUGAGAAGGAAAGUUUGCAGGCCAACAAGGUGAAGGCCAAUUAAGCAUUACCAAGAAAUCAUUUCUAUUCCAUUUUUGUGAUCUACAUCGUACUCAUUAAUAUCCCAUAUUCCGAUUUAUUUAUCAUAUGUUGGCUGCGGCUACACAUGACUUACACUCCCCACUCGUCUGAACGAUACCAACCGCCGUAAG
Messenger RNA from Umbelopsis ramanniana AG, 1187 nucleotides. RefSeq lists its product as uncharacterized. Bases 110 to 1039 code for a protein of 309 amino acids. The record is from RefSeq and is a predicted model, not a curated record. NCBI's taxonomy places the organism in Eukaryota, Fungi, Mucoromycota, Umbelopsidomycetes, Umbelopsidales, Umbelopsidaceae. Gene Ontology annotation, molecular function: iron ion binding; oxidoreductase activity. Gene Ontology annotation, biological process: lipid biosynthetic process. The transcript has 4 exons.